GCCGUUUUGGCCAUUUUGUGUUUUCUCAAAAAGAAUCGCUGUUGACCUUCUGCAUUCGCUUUUGAUCCACAGCGAUGGGACAUCAUAAUUUGCAGACCAGUAACCUGUGACAAUGUUUCCUGCAGUGCUGUUGAAAUGUGAUGGCAUGAGAAGUUUUCUCCGUCGUGCUGUCAGACUGAAAUACAGCACCCGAGCAGCAAACAUGAGGCCAGGAUAUCAACAGGCUAACGUGGUGAUCUUGCACAAGGAUCUUGCUGAUGACUUUGAGGCGUUUUGUCGGGCUAACAGCAGCCCGCUCCCUCUGCUGUACAGGAGCAAAUGUGGAGAAUGGAGCUGCUCCCUCGCCACAGGAUCUGACAUCAGGGAGGACUGUCCAGAGUACUGUGUGUUUGAGAAGGGCAAGCUAAUGAAGAAGAUGGCUAGUUUAUCCUCCUACACUCCUCAACUUGCGGACAUGGUCACAUUCUACCUCGGCUGUAGUUUUGGCUUUGAAGCAGCCUUGACGGCCGCUGGUGUUCCAGUGAGAAAUGUGGAACAGGGUAAAAAUGUCAGUAUGUACAAGACAUCAGUACCUUGUAUUAGAGCAGGUCAGUUUGAUUGUCCGAUGGUGGUGAGCAUGAGACCUGUACCAGAAGACAAACUGGAUGCUGCGGCUCAAUGCACACACGCGAUCCCACUGGCACAUGGAGGCCCUGUCCAUAUUGGACACCCUAAGCUGCUGGGCAUCCAUGACUUGUCACGACCAGACUAUGGGGACCCAGUGGAAGUGUGUUCUGGUGAUGUGCCUGUGUUCUGGGCCUGUGGGGUCACCGGUGUUGAGGCUGUACAGAGCUGCAAGCCCGCUCUAGCGUUCACACACUCUCCUGGCUGCAUGUUCAUCACUGAUCAAAAGGCAGAAACUGUUUCACCCCUCACACUUGAGCCAGCACAAUGCCCUUUGACAAUCUGCAUUUCCCAGAAUCCUCAGCUUUACAGUAUGACUAGCAAAAGAGCUGUUCAACAGAUUCGAGCAAUUGAGGAGCUCGUUGUAGAAGACCCAGGUGCAAGAGGUAUUCGGGCCCUGUUCUUGCAGGACGAGCUCCUAAAGGCCUGUCUCUCUCUGUCCCAUUCCUCCUCUGUUCUCAUCACUACUGGCUUCCCCACACACUACAUGCACAGCCCCCCUGAAGAGACUGAUGGGCCGCCCGGGGCCAUCGCCAUGGCAGCUAUGCUUCAGGCACUCCGCAAACAGGUGGUCAUCGUGACGGAUGAGCGGGCUUUGGAGAUGAACCAGCUCAUCAUGCAGGAUGCUGUGAAGAAAGGUGUGAUAAAGACUCCAGUUCCUGUAAUAAGUUUCCAGAGUAAAGGCCCUGACUCACCACUUCACUUCCUAUGCCAUGAUGGCGAUCCCACAAAGCCCAGGUUCGACCACUUGGUGGCAAUAGAGCGCAGCGGCCGGGCUGCAGACGGGAACUACUACAACAUGAGAGGGGUGAACAUCAGGCAUUUGGUCGACUCAAUAGACGAUCUCUUCACCACUGCCAGCACUAUUGCGGGAAUCACUACCACUGGGAUCGGAGAUGGUGGUAAUGAGCUUGGUAUGGGUAAAGUCAAAGCAGCAGUUAAAGCAUACAUGCCUAAUGGGAACCUGAUAGCAUGUGACGUGGCUGCUGAUUUUGCCAUCACAGCAGGAGUGUCCAACUGGGGUGGCUAUGCUGUCGCCUGUGCGCUGUAUGUUCUGAAUCUCUGUCCAGUACACUGGCGGUACCUCCAGAGAGGUUUGGGUUUGUCACCCACACCUGAUCAACGAAGCCUGUGGUCUGCCUGCCUGCCCACCAUAGCCAAGGAGGAAGACAUGCUCCACAUUUUGGUGAAAUAUGGCGUCCGCAGUGGUAAAACGGCAAACCUGGGACUGGAGGUGGACGGAUUGACCUUUCAUCCAUACCAUUCUGACAUCAUACAGCGUCUUAGACAUCUCACUCUAAAUGUCAAUGUGUAAUCUCAGCCACAAGAGUUGAUACAGAUCCGUGGCCAAUGUUUUACUCAAGUCACCUUCAUUUAUAUAGUGCUUUUUACAAUAAAGAUAGUUUUAAAGCAGCUUUAAA
Rhinichthys klamathensis goyatoka is the source of this 2084-nucleotide messenger RNA. RefSeq names its product D-glutamate cyclase (gene dglucy). Bases 113 to 1978 code for a protein of 621 amino acids. Gene Ontology annotation, molecular function: D-glutamate cyclase activity. NCBI's taxonomy places the organism in Eukaryota, Metazoa, Chordata, Actinopteri, Cypriniformes, Leuciscidae. The record is from RefSeq and is a predicted model, not a curated record. Gene Ontology annotation, biological process: glutamate metabolic process. The transcript has 13 exons.